Molecule: messenger RNA, 1581 nt
Organism: Insectozyma verbasci
Lineage: Eukaryota; Fungi; Ascomycota; Pichiomycetes; Serinales; Debaryomycetaceae
Source: the annotation of a GenBank genome assembly
AUGAGAUCAUUCAAAUCAGUAGGAACAAUCAAUGAUGAAAAUAAAUUAGGAAAUAAUCAAUUGAAAUCUACAAAAUCAUUUUCAAAUACAAAUUCAAUAGACAAUAAUAAUUCAAAUGUAAAUAAUAUACUACCACAUCAUCAUAGAAGUUCAAGUCAUCAUCAUAGAGAAGCAUUAAGUGAUUUAACAUCUCAAGAAAAUCAAAAUCAACAAUAUAGAUUAAAAACUAAUAAUAAAUUACAUUCAUCAUCUUCAACUACUCAAUUACAAUCACAAUCAACGACUACAAAUUUAUUAAAUUCAAGUAAUUCAAAACCCAAAAUACAAAUAUAUCAACAACCAAAUCUUUCCAAUAACCUACGUGAAUUUAAAAAACCAAGGUUGGAGAAUGAAGAAGGAGAAUUGAUAUAUUCUGAAGAAACAGAUGAAGAUAAAGAGAAUUUUUAUGAUGAAACUAUUGAUGAAGAAGUAUAUAAUAAAUAUUUUCAUGAAUUUGAUGAUGAUAGAAAUAUCAUGGAUUCAAGACAUAUAAUAGAAGAAUUUGAAACUAUAGAUGAUGAUGAAGAAGAAGAAGAACAAGAAGAAGAAGAAGAAGAAGAAGAAGAAGAAGUCGAAGAGGAAGAAGAAGAAAAAGAACAACAUCAAUCAAAACGAUUACAACAGGAAAUAAUCAACGAUAAAUCUUCACAUUUUUCAAUGCAACCAAUAUGGAAUAAUUCAAUUAUAUUAGAAUUAAAAAGAAUUAUACGUAAAUAUUCUCGUAAUGAAUUGGAUCCAAAUGAUGAAGAUACUUAUGAUUCAACAAUGGUUGCAGAAUAUGCACCUGAAAUAUUUAAUUACCUAAGGGAGUUGGAAAAUAAAUAUGUUCCAGAUGCAAAUUAUAUGAUAAUUCAAGAUGAAUUGAAAUGGGAAAUGAGAUCAGUUUUAAUUGAUUGGGUUGUACAAGUUCAUUCAAGAUUUAAUUUAUUACCUGAAACAUUAUUCUUGACUGUGAAUUACAUUGAUAGAUUUUUAAGUAAACGAAAGGUGAGUUUAUCUCGAUUUCAAUUAGUUGGUGCAGUUGCAUUAUUUAUCGCUGCUAAAUAUGAAGAAAUUAAUUGUCCUACAAUUCAAGAAGUUGCAUAUAUGGCAGAUAAUGCUUAUUCAAUCGAAGAUUUUUUAAAAGCUGAAAGAUUUAUGAUUGAUGUUUUAGAAUUUGAUAUGGGUUGGCCUGGUCCAAUGUCAUUUUUGAGAAGAACUUCAAAAGCUGAUGAUUAUGAUUAUGAAACCAGAACAUUAGCAAAAUAUUUCUUAGAAAUUACAAUUAUGGAUUCAAAAUUUAUAAGUUCUCCUCCAAGUUGGUUAGCAGCUGGAUCACAUUAUUUAUCAAGAAAGUUGUUAGGUAGAGGUGAUUGGACUGAAUUACAUGUUUUUUAUUCUGGGUACACUGAAAAACAAUUACGACCUUUAGCUGAAACAUUAUUGGAAAAUUGUAGAAAUGCAGAAAUAAAUCAUAAAGCAAUAUUUGAUAAAUAUCAAGAGAGAAGAUAUAGAAAGAGUUCAUUAUUUGUACAGCAAUACUUUGAAGCACUUAAGGAGUAA